GGCGGCGGCGGCGACGGUCGCCGGGAGGGUGGGGGCUGAGAGGGGUGUGUCCGCGCGCGCUGUCAGCCGUCGCCUUGGCCGUUAUUCGCUCCCCCCCCCGCUCCUCCCUUUCCCUCAGCGGUGCUUCUUCAGGGGGGUUUCCGAGGGGCGCUGCCCUUGAUCUUGGGAAAGGGGUUGAAGGGGGGGGGGAAGUAAGGCCAGAUUAUAAUUUCAGAUAUUACUGAAGCAACAAUCUGUUUGAGAGACUUUGGGUUACAUAUGAAGUUCCUGAUUUUAAAGUGGCACAACUGCAAUGAAGAAAAGGAGAAAGCUCACUGCAAAUUUAGAUGACAAAAAACAUCUUGAUCAUCGAAGGGAAUCUUCAGAUAAGAUUCCCGUUGCAGAUUCUGUGCAGAAAGCUAUUGCCGAUUCUGCAGGAGUAGCUGCAGCAGACCAGUUUGAGUAUUCUAAAGAACUCCUGCCAUCAACAGCUCAAAGAAAGCUUUUGAGCUCCCUGCAGUACAACAGAAAUCUACUCAAAUAUUUAAAUGAUGAUCGACAGAAACAACCAUCUUUUUGUGAUCUGCUCAUAAUUGUUGAUGGAAAAGAAUUUAGUGCCCACAAAGUAGUAGUUGCUGUUGGGAGUAGUUACUUUCAUGCCUACUUGAGCAAAAAUCCAAGUACAAAUGUCGUUACCUUGGAUCACGUAACUCAUUCAGUUUUCCGCCAUCUACUUGAAUUUCUCUAUACGUCAGAGUUUUUUGUGUAUAAGAAUGAAAUCCCCUUAGUUUUAGAGGCAGCUAAGUUUUUAGAUAUUAUCGAUGCAGUCAAGCUGCUGAACACUGAAAAUGUUUCCAGUUUGCAAUUUGAAGAGACGUUGGAGAAUGCACCCCAGGUAGAAACAUCCAGUGAGCAAACUCCCCAAGCAGCAAGCAAUCACCAAUGCACUCUGUGCAAUCGCAACUUUUGUUACAAGAAAUCCUUAGAAAAUCACUUGUCCAGAGCACACAAAGCUACUGCCCGGGAAAAAAAACAUGGGCUAAAAAUGGUCGAGAGCUCAGAUACUUCUACCAGAAGAUCAUUGCGAAAUCGCAAAUGUCCGGCUAAGUUUGAUCAAAAUGACAACGAAAGUGGAGAUGCAUCUGAUGGCAAUUUAAAUCAAGCGAGUCCUGGCAAGAAAAAUGAUGAGUCUAACGACGAGUCUAACAAUGAGUCUGAAGACAGUGGAAGUGAAUAUCACACUGAUGAAGACAGGCAAGGAGAGGACACAACUGACACUGAAUCUGAAGAGCAAAGUGAAAAAGAACGUGAUGAAGAAAGACACGAGACAGGUGAUCCAGCAGGAAAUAUUUCUGGAGGCAGUCUUUCCACACAUAUUCCAGUCAUUUUUCAGAACGGUAGCAAAAAAUACUUGCAGUGUCCUAAGUGUAAUAAAAUAUUUGAUCGAGCAGGGAAAUUUGAGAUCCAUUCUCGUGUGCACACUGGUGAGAAGCCGUUUCAGUGCGAUAUCUGUCAUCAGCGCUAUUCAACCAAAUCCAACUUAACUGUACACAGAAAGAAGCACAAUGAUGAAAUUGUAUGUCAUAAAAAGGAACACAAAUGUCCAUAUUGUAACAAACUGCACGCCACAAAAAAGACCCUAGUAAAGCACUUGAAGAGAUUCCAUCCUGAAAAAGUACAGGAAUUUCUCUCCAAAAAGAAAAAGAGUGAAGGCUGGAAAUGUGAUAUUUGCAAUAAAUCUUUCACUCGAAGGCCUCAUCUGGAAGAACACAUGAUUCUACACACACAGGAUAAGCCCUUUAAGUGUACAUAUUGUGAAGAGCACUUUAAAUCCCGCUUUGCAAGACUGAAGCAUCAAGAAAAGUUCCAUCUUGGACCUUUUCCAUGUGAUAUUUGUGGUCGUCAGUUUAAUGAUACUGGCAAUCUGAAGCGCCAUAUUGAAUGUACUCAUGGAGGAAAGAGAAAAUGGACAUGCUUUAUUUGUGGGAAAUCAGUUAGAGAAAGAACAACUUUGAAAGAGCACUUGAGAAUCCACAGUGGAGAGAAGCCUCAUUUGUGUAGUAUUUGUGGGCAGAGUUUUCGUCAUGGAAGUUCAUACAGACUUCAUCUGCGGGUCCACCAUGACGACAAGCGGUAUGAAUGUGAAGAAUGUGGAAAGACUUUCAUUCGUCACGACCAUCUGACAAAACACAAAAGGAUACACUCAGGUGAAAAGGCCCAUCAGUGCGAAGAGUGUGGAAAAUGUUUUGGACGAAGAGACCACCUCAGUGUUCAUUAUAAAAGCGUUCAUCUUGGAGAAAAGGUGUGGCAAAAGUACAAGGCAACAUUUCAUCAGUGUGAAGUCUGUAAGAAAGUGUUCAAGGGGAAAUCAAGUUUGGAAAUGCAUUUUAGGACACAUUCAGGUGAAAAACCGUACAAAUGUCAAAUUUGCAACCAGUCUUUCAGGAUUAAGAAGACGUUAACGAAACAUAUGGUUAUUCAUUCGGAUGCCCGGCCUUUCAACUGUCAGUAUUGCAAUGCGACAUUUAAACGAAAGGACAAGCUGAAAUAUCAUACUGACCAUGUGCACAGAGGAAAGUCUGCUGAAGAAUCACUAAGCCCAGUGCCAGAGGAGAAAGUAGUCUCUUUGCCAACCCAGCUUGUACCCGAUGACAAGGCUUUCCAAAGUGAGUCUAAACCGUUUGUGGAACCAACCAAGGUUUAUCAAGCAGAAACCAAAACAAUGCUACAGAAUGUAUCGCCAGACGUGUGUGUACCAGUAACACUGAUACCCGUGCAGAUACGCGAAACUCAGUCCGAUCUUGUGGAACAUACUACCCCUGUUUCAUCUUCACCUCACAACCUUCUUUCUUCGCAACCUCCUCCAGCGGACUACCAGCAAGCGACGGAUUUGGCAUUUCUAGAAAAAUACACACUCACUCCACAGCCUGCAAACAUCGUUCAUCCGGUCAGACCUGAGCAAAUAUUGGAUCCUAGAGAACAGUCUUAUCUUGGAACAUUGCUGGGUCUUGAUACAGCUCCCUCAGUGCAGAAUAUUUCAACUAAUGAGCAUUCGUGAUUAUGCGGCACAGGCUAUUACGACAAUAGUCAACUAAGUAAUUCACUAGUGCCAGGAUUUCUGCUUGUGCAAUUGAACAACUUCUUCUCAAACCUGCUAUGGGGGGCUGAGGGAACCCCCAGAUUUAGGAGACACAUGGGGAGGGGAGCGGGAGUGGCGUUGCAUAGCCCAAAAUCCUUGUGCUAGUGGAACUACUUCGUUGGAAAUAGUUCUUAUAUUUCCCUAGUCUUGCUUCUCUGUUUAGCAGUCAGAAAGCUCUCAAAGCGAAAAGUUGCCAAGUACAAGGGAAAAGAAGUAUUUUUAAAUGCAGUGGUUCAACAUUCAAAAUAUAAUUGUGUGGUUUUUAAAUAUUGUACAGCUAUUUUUAAAACAACUUUCAUGAGGUAAUCUUAUUCGUCAAGAAACCUUAAAUGAAAUAAUUGGGCCAUUUAUGAA
Molecule: messenger RNA, 3472 nt
Organism: Lacerta agilis (Sand lizard)
Lineage: Eukaryota; Metazoa; Chordata; Lepidosauria; Squamata; Lacertidae
Gene: ZBTB41
Product: zinc finger and BTB domain containing 41
Exons: 11
Coding region: 293-3037 (914 amino acids)
Biological process (GO): regulation of transcription by RNA polymerase II
Cellular component (GO): nucleus
Molecular function (GO): protein binding; DNA-binding transcription activator activity, RNA polymerase II-specific; RNA polymerase II cis-regulatory region sequence-specific DNA binding
Source: RefSeq, a predicted model, not a curated record